Molecule: messenger RNA, 1103 nt
Organism: Ipomoea nil (Japanese morning glory)
Lineage: Eukaryota; Viridiplantae; Streptophyta; Magnoliopsida; Solanales; Convolvulaceae
Product: putative protein TPRXL
Exons: 3
Coding region: 161-973 (270 amino acids)
Source: RefSeq, a predicted model, not a curated record
UGCUUUCGUGCUUUUCGUGGUGGAUGAGUGGAUGAGGAUCCAACUUUUUCUUAGCAGAUUCGAUUUACGACAAGACGGUUUAGCUUUAAACACUUUGCAUCGCUUUCUUCAGCGAAUUACGGUAUUGUCGAGCUUGAAAAUGAAUUGACGGAGUUGCUCAAUGGGUUCGGAAACCAACUUCUCGCCGGCGUCGUCUUCAUCGGCGGCAGCGUCCACGUCAUCUACGCCCAGCGCCAAGCGAAGUAGAGACCCCGAAGAUGAGGUUUAUAUUGACAAUCUCCACUCUCACAAGCGUUAUCUUAGUGAGAUAAUGGCUUCAAGUUUAAACGGGCUGUCUGUUGGAGAUAACUUAACUGAUAGUCUUGUUGAUUCUCCAAGGUCUGAAAGCAUGUGCUAUAUUAGGGAUGAUAUCUCUCUACAAUAUUCACCGAUGUCAGAAGAUUUGGAUGACUUGCCAAGCUAUGAUGUUUCCAUGCAUGUUUGUUCGUCUCAGCCCGAGAGCACUCCAACCAGCCCUGUGUCUCCUUACAGGCACCAGAGAACUUUGAGUGGGCUCUCAUCAGUCCCCCAAACCACUUCAAGCCCAGCGCUUACCUGCAACUUAACUCCUGUCACAUCUCAGGCUCGUCAACGAGGCUCAGAUUCUGAGGGUCGGUUCCCAUCAUCACCCAGUGACAUAUGCCAUUCAGCCGACUUGAGGAGGGCAGCGCUUUUGCGGUCUGUGAGAUCCGUGCAGCAGAUGAAAACCCAACCUCAUGUACCAACACCGUUUGAUUUGUCACUUAGUCAAGGCCAUGAUCACGAGCACGGCUUGGAAACUGAAGAUCGUCCUUGUUUGUACAUGAAAUCCUUAAUUGAUGAGAGCGAUUAUCAGAUUGCAGAGUGCUCCUCGUUCAGAGCAUCAGAAUCUGAAAAUCGGGAUAAACGUUCCAGGUUGUUGAAUAUGCACGUGAAAGGCGAUAAAUCUCCCUGAUUAACAGUUUGUGUUUGUAAAAUUUAAUUUACUGGGUCUAAUUGAUCAGUUCUUCUUAGUCAUUUGUUACCAUGAUUUGUGGCAUGGCAAUUAAAAAGUAAAAUCAUAUACGCUGAAAGAUGUUCCUAAA